This is a messenger RNA of Megalops cyprinoides (Indo-Pacific tarpon), 3276 nucleotides long. RefSeq names its product 5'-nucleotidase, cytosolic IAa (gene nt5c1aa). The transcript is spliced from 7 exons. Gene Ontology annotation, molecular function: 5'-nucleotidase activity; magnesium ion binding; nucleotide binding. Lineage: Eukaryota; Metazoa; Chordata; Actinopteri; Elopiformes; Megalopidae. Gene Ontology annotation, cellular component: cytosol; cytoplasm. The record is from RefSeq and is a predicted model, not a curated record. Gene Ontology annotation, biological process: nucleotide metabolic process; adenosine metabolic process. The coding region runs from base 334 to 1485 and encodes 383 amino acids.
GAGUGUGUGUGAGAGAGAGCGCGCGCGAGAAAGAAAAGGCAUUACGCAGCAGCAGCAGGAAGCAGAUCGUAGGCAGACCGGGUGCAAGGAGAGAGCAGCAGAGCACUGCAGUAGAGAUACCAGGACAGACACCCAGCUUAUCUGCAUCCCCUCGUUCUCUCACAGAGUGAAUCAGUACUGGAGCCACUCACAGUGCCGCUAGGCUUCCCAGGGCAUUCGGGGGCUUGGGGGGGGGGUGGGGGCGCGUGAGGGAGAGGGUAGGUGGUUAUCGGACUGAGCAGGGGGUACGGCUAACAGGUUUGCUGAGCUGGUGAAUGAAGAGAAGGAGGAAGAAUGAGUCUCGACCCUGGGCAGGACACCGGCACCGCCGCCACCAUCACUGCCAAUGGGGACAGCAAGGGUGCCUGGGAAGAUCCGAAGGACUGCUAUGAGUCCGGGGCCACCACCAAGAAACCCAAACCGGGCAUGAUGCGACGAGCCAGGAAGGUGGAGGGAGGCAUUUUCUUUCCAAAGCCGGAGAACGCCGUCACCAUCGCGGUGUCUUCGCGAGUGCUCUUCCGCACGGAGAAGGAGCAGAAGGUGUUCGAGCAGCGGGGCAUUGAGGAGUAUCUCAAGUACCAGGUGGAGCACGAGAACGAGCCCUUUGCACCUGGACCCGCCUUCCCCUUCGUCAAGGCUCUGGAGACGGUGAAUGCGCAGCUGCGGGAGCUCUACCCCGACAGCGAGGAGCUCUUCGACAUCGUGCUGGUGACCUACAACCACGCCCAUGUCGGGGUGAGGCUAAUCAACACCAUCAAUUACCACAACCUUUUCAUCGAGCGGUUCUGCAUGACCGGUGGCAGCAGUCCGAUCGGGUACCUGAAGGCCUACCACACCAACCUGUACCUGUCAGCAGAUUCUGAAAAGGUUCGGGAGGCGCUGGAGGAAGGCAUUGCAGCGGCCACCAUGUUCAUGCCAGAGAAGCCGAUAGCGGUGUCAGAGACGCAGCUGCGCGUUGCCUUUGAUGGCGACGCUGUGCUCUUCUCUGACGAGUCCGAACGCAUCUUCAAAGCACACGGCCUCGACAAAUUCUUUGAGCACGAGAAGGAACAUGAGAACAAGCUUCUGGAUCACGGGCCACUGAAGGGGUUUCUGGAGUCCCUGGGGAAGUUGCAGAAAAAGUUCUAUGCCAAAGGCCAGCGGCUGAACUGCCCCAUCCGCACCUACCUGGUGACAGCCCGCAGCGCGGCCAGCUCAGGGCUCCGGGCCCUGAAGACGCUCCGCGCCUGGGGCCUGGAGACGGAUGAGGCCCUCUUCCUGGCUGGGGCCCCCAAGGGCCCUAUGCUGGAGAAGAUCAAGCCCCACAUCUACUUCGAUGACCAGAUGUUCCACGUGGAAGGGGCCGCAGAAAGGGGCACCAUUGCUGCCCAUGUGCCCUAUGGGAUCGCCCAGAAGUACCCCCACCAAAAGCCCGUGGACAAGAAGGACUCCAGCACAAGCAAGUAGCACAGGGUACAAAAUCUGCAAUGGCAAAGUCGGGAAAGACUGAGAACAGAGGACUGCUAAUGACCUUUUAUUUCAUAAUGUUUUUAUUAUUGUUUUUAUGAGCACUUUGCGGAGCAUGGAAGGUGAGAGAAACCAAUGUCUGGGCUUAACUUGUGUCGUGUGACAUAAGCUUUAUUUUACCUUGCAACCUCAGCAAGGCUUCACACUUCUGUGCAUCUUAGAGAAAUCCGCCCAACACCUGAAAGUCUGUAUUUGAUGGAUUAUACUGUAAUAAUAGCCUGAAUCUGCUGUUCAUCUGUCUUUUCCAGAUACCUCAACUCUCUUGUUAGGCUUCUGCACCUUGGGUUGACUCUUGUGUCUUUUUAAUUUAACUGCUAUCAGCGGGGCGUCUCCAUCAUCUGGUUUACUGCAUGUACAUUUAAAAAUAGCAUGCAGGAACCUGAAGGAGAGUAAAGUGUGAAUAGCUGUGGGGAAUGAUUAUUUUAUAGGGUCUCCUGCAGGUUGGAGAGGGGGUGGUGCUACUGUUCCCUUGUAUGUGUUAUUAAUUUCAAAAAAUAUCCAGACAUAUAUGGCAAAAAUAGAGGAGGUGGGAUAACUGCAAGUAGCUGAAACACUGUGCAAUAGAGGAAAAUAGAUUCUACAAUGUCUGUGUUUAUCUUGUGCUUAGAGAAAAUACAGCGUUUUUAUAUUUUAAUAUUUUUCAAAAUAGGUUGGAAUUCUGAAAUAUGAAGCAGUCCGCUUUGUUGAAUACUUUACUGCAUUAAGGAAACACAUUCACAAGUUGCUGUAAACACAUAAUGAGAAUAAUGAACCAUUUAUUCUCUUUGGCAGUUAAAUGACUUCCUACUCAAAUGCUGAAGGCUUAGUUAAUUAAACUCAAAUCUGCCAUGUGCCUUACUGAUAUGAAGUAACGCCCAUUAAAGUAUAUCCACACCAUUGCACAAUGCAUGAUUACAAAUACAUAUUGUUUCUUAUUCAUAAAAAUAUAUAAAAGAUAGCUAUAUAAAUAUGUACAUGGUAAUAGUCAUAAAUAAUAUAGUUAGUAUUUUUAUUAGUAUUGAAAGCUUUAACCCCUAAUGUGAAAGAUGAUGGAAAAGAUUACUGAAAAAGGAAUCAAAAGAGGUUGAUAUAAUGGAUGGACAGAAAUUACUAUGCUUGUCAAGGAAUCAUAAGAGCCAUCUGAACCCAUGCCCUGGGAACACGAAAGACCUCACCAUGCUUGGAGCUGAAAUGCUCACCGGGCUACAGUUAUGCUUGUGGGUUAACCCCCUUUUUCCCAUCGAUUGCGUCCUUUCGAUUAUGCUCAGACACAGUGGGUGUGAAUACCAUUGGACAAAUUGCCAGGGUUUUUCUUCCCUUUUUUAUUAAGUGCCUCCGUUAUGUGCUGUUAAUGGCCCCGUUCAUGGUUUCCUAAUUUAAUAUGGAGAUGUGAAUUCACACAUGCAUUAUUGUGUAACAAGAGCCAUCAAUCUUCAGAUAGCCCCAGACUUGUCGACAGCCUGCCUUUCAGCAAUGUUCAGUUUUGCGCACACUACUAUCGUUAAGGACGUUCUUGUCAGGACCGCGUACACGCCCAGUUACACACAGCAGGGACAACUGACAGCCCGACAGCUUUGCCGUUUGGAAUCAGAUAGCAACAUGUGAUCGGUUUCCCCAUGUCAAGGCUGACACUGAAACAUUGUUUUUUUUCGUCUUGUCACUGAUUCUAUUUUGUGUCUAUUUUAUAUCAUAAUUUACAUUUAGCACAUGCUCUUAUCCAGAGCGAUUUACAGUUUUUACAGCUGGAUAUUA